Syzygium oleosum is the source of this 1818-nucleotide messenger RNA. RefSeq names its product UDP-glucose iridoid glucosyltransferase-like. NCBI's taxonomy places the organism in Eukaryota, Viridiplantae, Streptophyta, Magnoliopsida, Myrtales, Myrtaceae. Gene Ontology annotation, molecular function: UDP-glycosyltransferase activity. Bases 237 to 1646 code for a protein of 469 amino acids. The record is from RefSeq and is a predicted model, not a curated record. The transcript is spliced from 3 exons.
UUGGCUUUUAUUGAGUCUAUAUCAGGUGCUUGUUUGAAUUGCUUCAUUAAUGCAUUUUUAGUCAGAACGGUGAAGUUUCCAUGUGGGUUCCUUUUGAAAACAGAAGUUGAACAGGGCAGAAGUAUCUCACUGGUUUCGCAGACUCUUCAAAGGGUCCUAUACGUCCUUAAAUACUAACCUGGGUUGCUAUUCAUACGGCAAUCAUUCGUGCAGUCUCAGUUUCAGAUUCCAGAGUUAUGGAGUUCGAGAUCGGUCAUCCCGUCGCCAUGCUUGAAAGUGAAACAUGCCGCUUGGUGUUGGUGCUCUUCCCCUCGCAGGGCCACAUUAAUCCCAUGCUUCAGCUAGCCACCAUACUGAACUCGAGGGGCUUCUCAAUAACUAUUGCUCAUCCUGAAUUCAACUCGCCCAAUCCUUCCAACUAUCCGAAUUUCACCUUCUUACCAAUACCAGAUGGCUUGUCUAAAAGCAGCCUUACUGUUCAGGACUUCCACUCGACGAUGCUUGCUAUUCACAGGAACUGCCGGGAACCCCUUCGAAGAUUUAUUCAACAGAUGUUGGAACAGAAUGAUCCACAGGGCCGGGUUGCAUGCAUCAUCUAUGAUGCGCUGAUGCACUUUGCUCAAGAGGUGGCUGCUCAAUUGAAUCUGCCGAGUAUUAAUGUUCGAACCAGUGCAGCUGCUUCUAUGUUGGCUUUUGCCGCCCUUCCCCGGGCCAACGAGCAAGGCUAUAUAACUUUCACAGAUUCUUUAAUUCAGGAUGAAUCCCUCAAGUUGCAGUCCCUCAACAUCAGGGACCUUCUCAUUACCAUGGGGGAGAAUCCCUCGGACACCGUUCUAGAGCUUCGGGCAGCCACGACUAGUGCGACGAGAAAUUCUUGUGCAGCCAUCGUGAACACAAUACAUUUCCUCGAAGAAGAAAUGCUCCCGAAGAUUCAAGAAUAUUUCCAUGCACCGAUAUAUGCCAUUGGCCCUUUUCACAAGUUAGCCCCUUCUUCCUCUAGCUCAUUACUGAAGGAAGAUACCGGGUGCAUUUCAUGGCUCGACAAACAAGCUAGCAGAUCAGUCUUGUACGUGAGCUUCGGCAGCGUGGCUAGCAUGAACGAGGAACAACUGCUCGAAACUGCCAUGGGAUUGGCCAUGAGUGAGAGGCCUUUCUUGUGGGUGGUACGACCCAGUUCGGUGGGCUGCACGGAGUGGCUCGAGCUCUUGCCAAAGGGACUCCAAGAAAUAAUUGGACAAAGAGGUUGUAUUGUGAAAUGGGCACCGCAGAAGGAAGUUUUGGCUCAUGGUGCAGUAGGAGGAUUUUGGACUCACUGCGGAUGGAACUCGACCCUGGAAAGCAUCUGCGAAGGCGUUCCCAUGCUCUGCUGGCCGGUGUUUGGCGAUCAAGGUCUGGAUGCGAAGUAUAUAAGCCACGUAUGGAAGAUCGGACUGGAGUUGGAAGCGAAGCUAGAACGAGGGAAGAUUGCGGGAGCCAUCAGACGACUAAUGGUAGAGGAAGAAGGGGAGGAGAUUAGACAACAGGCCCAGGCAUUCAAAGAGAGAGCUGAACGGAGUCUCGACAUGGGCGGUUCCACCAACACUGCAUUGAAUGAAUUGGUGGAACUGAUCCUGUCAUUCCAACCUCAACACGUAACAUCGGAUUAACCGUUUCCAACUGCCACCGGAGUAUCUGUUUAUGCACUCAAAUACCAUUUAUCGAGUGGACAUUUUGCUCGCACCAGAAAGUCCAGCGGCAGAUUGGAGAUCAGCAUCAUAUUUCAGUUUUCGGGUGUUUCGAUAUCAAAACUUUUGUAUUGCAAUUUCACAAUUUCGCAUA